GGUGCGCCGUGGCGCCGCCUGCGACCGGCAGCUCGUUCGCCGCACUUUGGAGGCUUCGGCUGCCCCUCCGACCCACGUAGGGCCCGGACCCGGGCCUCCUUGUGAACAGCGUGCCGGCUUCGCCCCACGGGUUCACCGGCUGGCUGGGCUUCAAGCGCCGAGGCCGCCGCAGUGACCCCGCCCCCGGGCCGAGGAUGUGAGGCGGGCCGGGCGUCCCCACACCGGGCCCGGGCGCCGGGAGUGGGCGUCUGGGCAGCGCCAGGCGAUGGCCCUGCUGCUGGUGCUCCUCGCCUCUUGGGGCCUGGGGCAGUGAGGGGGCCGGCGGGCGUGGGCCGAGUGGCCGCGGGCGCCAUGGAGGGGGUGCUGUACAAGUGGACCAACUAUCUGAGCGGUUGGCAGCCUCGAUGGUUCCUUCUCUGUGGGGGAAUAUUGUCCUAUUAUGAUUCUCCUGAAGAUGCCUGGAAAGGUUGCAAAGGGAGCAUACAAAUGGCAGUCUGUGAAAUUCAAGUUCAUUCUGUAGAUAAUACACGCAUGGACCUGAUAAUCCCUGGGGAACAGUAUUUCUACCUGAAGGCCAGAAGUGUGGCUGAAAGACAGCGGUGGCUGGUGGCCCUGGGAUCAGCCAAGGCUUGCCUGACUGACAGUAGGACCCAGAAGGAGAAAGAGUUUGCUGAAAACACUGAAAACUUGAAAACCAAAAUGUCAGAACUAAGACUCUACUGUGACCUCCUUGUUCAGCAAGUAGAUAAAACAAAAGAAGUGACCACAACUGGUGUGUCCAAUUCUGAGGAGGGAAUUGAUGUGGGAACUUUGCUGAAAUCAACCUGUAAUACUUUUCUGAAGACCUUGGAAGAAUGCAUGCAGAUCGCAAAUGCAGCCUUCACCUCUGAGCUGCUCUACCGCACUCCACCAGGAUCACCUCAGCUGGCCAUGCUCAAGUCCAGCAAGAUGAAACAUCCUAUUAUACCAAUUCAUAAUUCAUUGGAAAGGCAAAUGGAGUUGAGCACUUGUGAAAAUGGAUCUUUAAAUAUGGAAAUAAAUGGUGAGGAAGAAAUCCUAAUGAAAAAUAAGAAUUCCUUAUAUUUGAAAUCUGCAGAGAUAGACUGCAGCAUAUCAAGUGAGGAAAAUACAGAUGAUAAUAUAACAGUCCAAGGUGAAAUAAGGAAGGAAGAUGGAAUGGAAAACCUGAAAAAUCAUGACAAUAACUUGACUCAGUCUGGAUCAGACUCAAGUUGCUCUCCGGAAUGCCUCUGGGAGGAAGGCAAAGAAGUUAUCCCAACUUUCUUUAGUACCAUGAACACAAGCUUUAGUGACAUUGAACUUCUGGAAGACAGUGGCAUUCCCACAGAAGCAUUCUUGGCAUCAUGUUAUGCUGUGGUUCCAGUAUUAGACAAACUUGGCCCUACAGUGUUUGCUCCUGUUAAGAUGGAUCUUGUUGGAAAUAUUAAGAAAGUAAAUCAGAAGUAUAUAACCAACAAAGAAGAGUUUACCACUCUCCAGAAGAUAGUGCUGCACGAAGUGGAGGCGGAUGUAGCCCAGGUUAGGAACUCAGCGACUGAAGCCCUCUUGUGGCUGAAGAGAGGUCUCAAAUUUUUGAAGGGAUUUUUGACAGAAGUGAAAAAUGGGGAGAAGGAUAUCCAGACAGCCCUAAAUAAUGCAUAUGGUAAAACAUUGCGGCAACACCAUGGCUGGGUAGUUCGAGGGGUUUUUGCGGAAAUCCAACAGAAAACACUUGACACCAAAACAUACCCUGAUGAAGAUCCUGAACUUCAAGAAUGAAGAAAGAAUUCCUCACCAUUCAGGCAGAAAAAGCAAGUCACCAAGGGACCUCAAACUUCCUUUCCACAAGAUUCUGUGACGGGAAACAAUGGGGGAGUAUUUCCGAAGUUCUGAGUAGGAAAAAAGAAUGACUCAAAUGUAUUAUUGCCAACCAAGUCGUCAAAUCUAAUGUCAAGUUCUCUUAAGCAGGUAAGAACUCAGAACAUAAUACCUGAGUGCCUUCUUAAGGAAACCAUUUGAUAGGAAAGAUGAACCAAAUAACUCAAUGAUGGAUGAGCUGGUAGAAAAAAAGCUGGUGGUGAACCAAGGUCAAACUGGAAAUUAUAGUCACAGUAUAGAUAUAGAUUAUAAAUAUUACAAACCCUAAGAUAGCUAAUAAAUUGGGAAUGGGAGAAGGGAGGAUAUAAGAGCACUAAUGCCCUCUUAUUUUCAUAGCAGAGACUUGAUACUGUCUCAACUUUUUUCAAAAACACAAUUUCUUAAAUUUUUUGGUAAUCUUUUAAAUAAACAGAUUUCUAAAAAGAAAUACGUAUUGUUUCAGUUCACUUUAGUUUCUUGUCUUAAAUACGAGCCAAUUAGCUGAAUGCUAUUUAUUUAAAAAUAAAUAUGAUAAGAAAUAAAUUAAAAAUAAAUAUGAUUUUACGUUUAUAAAAAUUCCUCAGCCCGGCAUGGUGGCUCACACCUGUAAUCCCAGUGCUUUGGGAGGCCAAGGCAGGAGGAUCGCUUGAGCCAAGGAGUUUGAGACCAGCUUGGGCAACAGAGCAAGACCCCUUCUCUACAAAAAAAUCUUUAAAAAUUAGCCAGGCGUGAUGGUGCAUGCCUGUAGUUCCAACUACUCAGGAGAGUGAGGUGGGAAGAUCGCUUGAGCCCAGGAGUUCAAGGCUGCAGGCCACUGCCCUCCAGUCCGGGCAAUACAGCAAGACCCUAUCUCUAAAUAUAUAUUUCCUCUAUCUCUCUAUCUCUGUAGAGACAAAUCAAGAAUUAUAUUCACCUAAAGUGGAUUACGAUUAUUUUUAGGUGGGUAUUGAUUUUGUUUUACUCUUUUUUUUUUUUGUACUUUACUAUAUUGCUUGACUUUUGUUUGAUGCCUAUGAUAUCUUUUUAUUUUUUAAUGGAGGAUGGGAGGUGUUUUUCUAAAAACAAGGUUAAAAAUCAUUGUAGAGUGUGGUGGACCCCCGGCAGGUGCUGCUCCUUAUAAUGACAUUUGCUUCAUAACUCCUAUCAAGGUUCUUUAAAAUUUCUAGCUUUAUCUCACUACAUUUUUUUUUCGCUGCUAAUUUUUCUCAUAAGCUGCUAUUCCUUUACCCACACGAAGCUAUUGCUCAUCCAAACAUUCCAUUUUAUACAACUCAUUAAGGAUUGGGACAUUCUUUUGGGGCUAAAGGGAAAGACUGAAUGCCAGUAUGAUACCUAGGGACUUGCCCAGUACAUCUGAAAUAAAUGGAAAAUUAGGGAAAAAAAGCCAUUUGGAGUGGUUGACAGUCAUCUUACAAGAAGCCAGAAAGACUCUUAGCAACAUGGGGAUUUUGCACAUGAAUUGGCUGCAGUUCACCGAAGGAGCUGAAAGAUUUCUUUCUUUGUGCUUCUGUGAGUUUGGAAAUGAAAUGUCAAUCCUUUCUCUGCCCAAGUGAAAUUGCUGGGCCAUAGAGCAUUAGUUCAGCAUUAGCUUAUGCUGAUCAAACCCAGCCAUCCAGAGAUGGCAGAUGAGAGAAUGGAGCAGUAAACUUUAUUCCACACACGUUUGUUUUAAGGACCAUUCAGCCUUAUGUUCAUAGAAGCCCGUGGAAGCCCUGUAUUCUCUUGUGGCAUGUAUGUGAGCAACUAAGGACCCUGUCUCUGUGUGUUACACAAGACUUUUAUAAAAUCCCAAAUCCUCAACUUGAUUUGUAUGAAAAGAUGAUCACAGGAUUGUGGAGCUGGAAGACUCCUUCGUUCAUAGUGGGAGUCAUAGUAACUAUUGCAAAAGAUUGUUAUAAGGAUCAAGUCGGGAAUUGUGCACAGUGUCUAGCACCAGGCAAGAGCUACAAAAACGGUGGUGGUAAUAAUAGUCGUUGUUAUUGUUUGAAAGGGAAGUAUGGCUCCAUCCUGCCUGGAGUUUACCUGGUGGAAUAAGCCUUUUCUUAUUUGUUCCACUUGUCCCUGCCCUCACAGAAGAUUCACUGCUGCCCCUAGUCUCCCCACUUUGCACUGUGUGUCACGGCACCUUCAAGUAGAAGACCCUCAUCUAGUCAUGUCUGUAUGUGAAUGUGGCACUACCAUUUCCUUGCCUGAGCCCCGGAGCCAGCUGCAGUGCUCCACAGCUGUAUCCCAGUUGGAGGAUUCCAGAAGAAUGGCUGAGCAUUAGGAUGCACCUGACACUCUCCAUAGGACCCCAUUCUCCAUACUCCGGAGGACAUCUGUUUUUCUGCCUUCAUCUCCUCCCCUUAUUCGGAGCACACUCUUAUUCCUUUGAAUGAACUGCCUUCUCCACUCUGAGCUCUGGUUGGGCCGCCGGUCACAGUCCCCAGGCCUCUGGCCACAGCGUGGGCAUAUGAUCCAGAAUAGGCCCAUCAUGGGACUUCCCUGGGACUAUGUAUUUAGAGACUGGGAGAGACGAUCCCUUUCCCCUAGGGUUAAAGUGAGAUCGAGAGAAAGUGAGGAUAGAGAUACGACAUUUAGUCCUGAAUCAAGUCAUGCCUGGGGCCACCUCCAUGCUUGCUUUUUCUGGUUAUGUAAGUCAGUAAGUCCCACUUUAUUUAAAGUUCAUUGGAAUUAGGAUUCUAUCACUUGAAACCAAAAGAAGCCUGAUAAGUUUUCAAAUAAGUCCAAGAUAUGCCUUUGGUGAGGUUACCAGAUUUUCUCUCAAUGCUUUCCUCCUCUGCAUAACAUAUGGGCACGUUAUUUUACAGUGGGGUUAACAGAAGAAAAUUGAGAAACAUGCCUAAACUGGGGCCAACUGGGGUCCAAUUUCAGUUAUAACUAUUUGGUCUGCUGCAGCAUCAGGACACUGGCUGUUAGCUUUUACUUCUUUCCUAAAUAACAAUAAUAAUUAUGAAUACUUAUGAACUACCAACCACUGUGUGAAAAACUUCCUAUAGGUUCUCACUUAACCCUGAGAGUAGCUGUGAAGUGGACACUAUUAUUAACCCCAUUUAUAGGUGAGAAGAGGAAAUGUUGCUUGUCUUGCUCAAGGUGGGUGAGAAAGCACAUGAGUGGUAGGACUGUGAGCCCAGACAGCCUGCCUCUAAGCCCACAGCCUUACCACUAUGUGGCUAUGUCCUGUGAUGUAAGACAGAGCGGAGGCUGGAAUCAGACCACGGGUCAAAUCCCAGCACUGCCACACCCUCACCAUGGGAUUUUGAGCAUGUUAGUUAACAUCUCUGGAUUCCCUUUCUCCUCUGUAAACUGAGAUAAAGAGAUUGCACAACCCUGCUCAUAAGAUUCUUGCAAGGACUAAAUGAGGCAGGGGAUGUAAAUCGCCUGGCAUGUUGCCUUACUCUCCUGGACAGGCAAAAGCUUGGUGUUUCCAUCAUGACCCACUUCUGAGUCUCCUAAGCUCAGCUGCCUGCCGCAUGCAUGGGUACUCAGCUCCAAGCAGCUCCUCUGCUUCCUUCUCAUCUUCCUGGGUGUGAGCAUGGAAACCACGUUGGACUUGGAAUGGUCAGAUUGGACUCUGGUCUGCCUUUCAGUUUACAAACUGGGUCACCUUGGACAAAUCCUUUAACCCCUUGAUCUUUUGUUUCCUAGUCAGUGAGACUGAGAUGGUGUUGUUAUGAGGAUUAGCUGAGAUGACACAUUGCUAGCAUAUAGCACUGUGCCUGGCACAUGGCUAGUACUAGUUAAGUUAUGAUGGAAUGGUUAGGGGACAUAUGUACCUGUUUCUGACAGAUAGCUAAUUCCUUUUCAGCUCACUCUAACUGUACCUAGACACAAAGGAAAUUACAUUAUCCGAAGGGACAUCUUUAGACUGUUCAUAAAUGUCAUCACUCAUACUUAAUGUCUUUUUCUUUUAAGUUCCAUUUAGUUCUUUGAUUUAAUCUGCUAAAUAUUAGGGAUUGGUAGGAGAGCAAGUUUCUACUUUUUUUUUUUUUUUCCAGACAGAGUCUUGCUCUUGUUGCCCAGGCUGGAGUGUAGUGGCGCAAUCUCGGCUCACUGCAACCUCCACCUCUUGGGUUCAAGCAAUUCUUCUGCCUCAGCCUCCUGAGUAGCUAGGAUUAUAGGCGCCUGCCACCACGCCCAGCUAAUUUUUUGUAUUUUUAAUACAGCCAGGGUUUCAUCACAUUGGCCAGGCUGGUCUCGAACUCCUUUUUUUUUUAAAUUUUAUUAUUAUUAUACUUCAAGUUUUAGGAAACAUGGGCACAACUUGCAGGUUUGUUACAUAUGUAUACAUGUGCCAUGUUGGUGUGCUGCACCCAUUAACUCAUUUAGCAUUAGGUCAUUUAGCAUUAGGUAUAUCUCCUAAUGCUAUACCUCCCCCCUCCCCCCACCCCACAACAGGCCCCAGUGUGUGAUGUUCCCCUUCCUGUGUCCAUGUGUUCUCAUUGUUCAAUUCCCACCUAUAAGUGAGAACAUGAGGUGUUUGGUUUUUUGUCCUCGUGAUAAUUUGCUGAGAAUGGUGGUUUCCAGCUUCAUCCACGUCCCUACAAAGUACAUGAAUUCAUCAUUUUUUAUGGCUGCAUAGUAUUCCAUGGUGUAUAUGUGCCACAUUUUCUUAAUCCAGUCUAUCAUUGUUGGACAUUUGGGUUGGUUCCAAGUCUUUGCUAUUGUGAAUAGCGCUACAAUAAACAUACGUGUGCAUGUGUCUUUAUAGCAGCAUGAUUUAUAAUCCUUUGGGUAUAUACUCAGUAAUGGGAUGGCUGGGUCAAAUGGUAUUUCUAGUUCUAGAUCCCUGAGGAAUCACCACACUGACUUCCACAAUGGUUGAACUAGUUUACAGUCCCACCAACAGUGUAAAAGUGUUCCAUUUCUCCACAUCCUCUCCAGCACCUGUUGUUUCCUGACUUUUUAAAGAUCGCCAUGCUAACUGGUGUGAGAUGGUAUCUCAUUGUGGUUUUGAUUUGCAUUUCUCUGAUGGCCAGUGAUGAUGAGCAUUUUUUCAUGUGUUUUUUGGCUACAUAAAUGUCUUCUUUUGGGAAGUGUCUGUUCAUAUCCUUCACCCACUUUUUAAUGGGGUUGUUUGUUUUUUUCUUGUAAAUUUGUUUGAGUUCAUUGUAGAUUCUGGAUAUUAGCCCUUUAUCAGAUGAGUAGGUUGCAAAAAUUUUCUCCCAUUCUGUAGGUUGCCUGUUCACUCUGAUGGUAGUUUCUUUGCUGCGCAGAAGCUCUUUAGUUUAAUUAGAUCCCAUUUGUCAAUUUUGGCUUUUGUUGCCAUUGCUUUUGGUGUUUUAGACAUGAAGUCAUGGCCCAUGCCUAUGUCCUGAAUGGUAUUGCCUAGGUUUUCUUCUAGGGUUUUUAUGGUUUUAGGUCUAACAUGUAAAUCUUUAAUCCAUCUUGAAUUAAUUUUUGUAUAAGGUGUAAGGAAGGGAUCCAGUUUCAGCUUUCUACAUAUGGCUAGCCAGUUUUCCCAGCACCAUUUAUUAAAUAGGGAAUCGUUUCCCCAUUUCUUGUUUUUGUCAGGUUUGUCAAAGAUCAUAUAGUUGUAGAUAUGUGGCAUUAUUUCUGAGGGCUCUGUACUGUUUCAUUGAUCUAUAUCUCUGUUUUGGUACCAGUACCAUGCUGUUUUGGUUACUGUAGCCUUGUAGUAUAGUUUGAAGUCAGGUAGCGUGAUGCCUCCAGCUUUGUUUUUUUGGCUUAGGAUUGACUUGGCAAUGCGGGCUCUUUUUUGGUUCCAUGUGAAGUCUAAAGUAGUUUUUUCCAAUUUUGUGAAGAAAGUCAUUGGUAGCUUGAUGGGGAUGGCAUUUAAUCUAUAAAUUACCUUGGGCAGUAUGGCCAUUUUCACGAUAUUGAUUCUUCCUACCCAUGAGCAUGGAAUGUUCUUCCAUUCGUUUGUAUCCUCUUUUAUUUCCUUGAGCAGUGGUUUGUGGUUCUCCUUGAAGAGGUCCUUCACAUCCCUUGUAAGUUGGAUUCCUAGGUAUUUUAUUCUCUUUGAAGCAAUUGUGAAUGGGAGUUCACCAUGAUUUGGCUCUCUGUUUGUCUGUUAUUGAUGUAUAAGAAUGCUUGGGAUUUUUGCACAUUGAUUUUGUAUCCUGAGACUUUGCUGAAGUUGCUUAUCAGCUUAAGGAGAUUUUGGGCUGAGACGAUGGGGUUUUCUAGAUAUACAAUCAUGUCAUCUGCAAACAGGGACAAUUUGACUUCCUCUUUUCCUAAUUGAAUGCCCUUUAUUUCCUUCUCCUGCCUGAUUGCCCUGGCCAGAACUUCCAACACUACGUUGAAUAGGAGUGGUGAGAGAGGGCAUCUUUGUCUCUUUUGAUCUUUGUUGGUUUAAAGUCUGUUUUAUCUGAGACUAGGAUUGCAACCCCUGCCUUUUUUUGUUUUCCAUUUGCUUGGUAGAUCUUCCUCCAUCCCUUUAUUUUGAGCCUGUGUGUCUCUGCAUGUGAGAUGGGUUUCCUGAAUACAGCACACUGAUGGGUCUUGACUCUUUAUCCAAUUUACCAGUCUGUGUCUUUUAAUUGGAGCAUUUAGCCCAUUUACACUUAAGGUCAAUAUUGUUAUGUGUGAAUUUGAUCCUGUCAUUAUGAUGUUAGCUGGUUAUUUUGCUCGUUAGUUGAUGCAGUUUCUUCCUAGCCUUAAUGGUCUUUACAGUUUGGCAUGUUGGUACCGGUGGCUGGUACCAGUUGUUCCUUUCCAUGUUUAGUGCUUCCUUCAGGAGCUCUUUUAGGGCAGGCCUGGUGGUGACAAAAUCUCUCAGCAUUUGCUUGUCUGUAAAGUAUUUUAUUUCUCCUUCACUUAUGAAUCUUAGUUUGGCUGGAUAUGAAAUUCUGGGUUGAAAAUUCUUUUCUUUAAGAAUGUUGAAUAUCGGCCCCCACUCUCUUCUGGCUUGUAGAGUUACUGCCGAGAGAUCAGCUGUUAGUCUGAUGAACUUCCCUUUGUGGGUAUCCCGAUCUUUCUCUCUGGCUGCCCUUAACAUUUUUUCCUUCAUUUCAACUUUGGUGAAUCUGAUAAUUAUGUGUCUUGGAAUUGCUCUUCUUGAGGAGUCUCUUUGUGGCGUUCUCUGUAUUUCCUGAAUUUGAAUGUUGGCCUGCCUUGCUAGAUUGGGGAAGUUCUCCUAGAUAAUAUCCUGCAGAGUGUUUUCCAGCUUGGUUCCAUUCUCCCCAUCACUUUCAGGUACACCAAUCAGACGUAGAUUUGGUCUUUUUACAUAGUCCCAUAUUUCUUGGAGGCUUUGUUCGUUUCUUUUUAUUCUUUUUUCUCUAACCUUCUCUUCUCGCUUCAUUUCAUUCAUUUCGUCUUCCAUUGCUGAUACCCUUUCUUCCAGUUGAUCACGUUGGCUACUGAGGCUUGUGCAUUCGUCACAUAGUUCUCGUGCCGUGGUUUUCAGCUCCAUCAGGUCCUUUAAGGACUUCUCUGCAUUGAUUAUUCUAGUUAGCCGUUUGUCUAAUUUUUUUGCAAGGUUUUAACUUCUUUGCCAUUGGUUCGAACUUCUUCCUUUAGCUUGGAGUAGUUUGAUCUUCUGAAGCAUUCUUCUCUCAACUCGUCAAAGUCAUUCUCUGUCCAGCUUUGUUCCGUUGCUGGUGAGGAGCUGCGUUCCUUUGGAGGAGGAGAGGCGCUCUGACUUUUAGAGUUUCUGGUUUUUCUGCUCUGUUUUUUCCCCAUCUUUGUGGUUUUAUCUACCUUUGGUCUUUGAUGAUGGUGACGUACAGAUGGAUUUUUGGUGUGGAUGUCCUUUCUGUUUGUUAGUUUUCCUUCUAACAGUCAGGACCCUCAGCUGCAGGUCUGUUGGAGUUUGCUGGAGGUCCACUCCAGACCCUGUUUGCCUGGGUAUCAGCAGCGGUGGCUGCAGAACUGCAGAUAUUGGUGAACCGCAAACGCUGCUGCCUGAUCGUUCCUCUGGAAGUUUUGUCUCAGAGGAGUACCCGGCCAUGUGAGGUGUCAGUCUGCCCCUACUGGGGAGUGCCUCCCAGUUAGGCUACUCGGGGGUCAGGGACCCACUUGAGGAGGCAGUCUGCCUGUUCUCAGAUCUCCAGCUGCGUGCUGGGAGAACCACUACUCUCUUCAAAGCUGUCAGACAGGGACAUUUAAGUCUGCAGAGGUUACUGCUGCCUUUUGUUUGUCUGUGCCCUGCCCCCAGAGGUGGAGCCUACAGAGGCAGGCAGGCCUCCUUGAGCUGUGGUGGGCUCCACCCAGUUCGAGCUUCCCGGCUGCUUUGUUUACCUAAUCAAACAACUAACUCGGCAAUGGCAGGUGCCCGUCCCCCAGCCUCGCUGCCGCCUUGCAGUUUGAUCUCAGACUGCUGUGCUAGCAAUGAGCGAGGCUCCGUGGGCGUAGGACCCUCCAAGCCAGGUGCGGGAUAUAAUCUCCUGUUGUGCCGUUUGUUAAACCCGUUGGAAAAGCGCAGUAUUAGGGUGGGAGUGACCCGAUUUUCCAGGUGCCAUCUGUCACCCCUUUCUUUGACUAGGAAAGGGAAUUCCUUGACCCUUGCGCUUCCUGGGUGAUGCGAUGUUGCGCCCUGCUUUGGCUCACGCAUGGUGCGCUGCACCCACUGUCCGGCACUCCCCAGUGAGAUAAACCCGGUACCUCAGUUGGAAAUGCAGAAAUCACCCGUCUUCUGCGUCGCUCACGCUGGGAGCUGUAGACUGGAGCUGUUCCUAUUCGGCCAUCUUGGCUCCACCUCAACCUGGUCUCGAACUCCUGACCUCAGGUGAUCCACCUGCCUCAGCCUCCCAAAGUUCUGGGAUUACAGGUGUGAGCCACCGUGCCCAGCCUUUUCUUUCUUUUUACAAUUUCUUACAAGUUUUUAUUUUUAUAAAGUACUUAAAUAUCUCAAAUUUCAGAAAACAAGAUAUUUAAUCACACAUCCAAACAGAGAAUUCUCUAAUAUAGCCCCUUAUCAAUUCCCUGCAUUGUAAGACAGUUCUUUCAGUAGAAGUGUCUCCACACCAAGCAAGAAACAAAACACCACAAACAAUGAAUACCUGCGGUAUCCAAGUCACCAAUUAGAUGCCUUGCAGACCCAGAAAUACAUCAGAAACACUCUGCUCUCCAGGAAUGUGCAGUGUAGUAAUGGACAUAAGACAUACUCUUGAAAAACUAUGCUAUAAAACAGAAUGUAAUGCAGGUUCUCUAAGAAGUAUAAACAAAUGCAUUAGGAACCCAGAGUGCGGAGUAUGUCCUUGUAGGUGAAGGCGAGGCACAAAGUCUCCCUUGAGGUGGCAGUGAAGUUCAUGUAUAAUGAAUGUUGUGUUCCUUGGCACUCUUUUGGCUGCAAAUGACCAAAGACCUAAGUAAUGCUGUUAACCAGCUCAGCCUCAUCGACUUUUGUAGAGCACUACAUCCAGGGAGAAUACACAUUCUUUUCAAGUACAUGUGGAAUAUACACCAAGUUAUACCAUAUGCUGGACCGUAAAACAAAUUUAUAAUCAUUGAUCCAAAGAGGAAUUCUGGGAAAUGGAGAGUGGCAGCAGGAUAAUUCUUCACUCUCUCUGAAUUCCCACAUGAAAUAGAACAACUAGAUAACAUAACAAAAAAUUCAUGAACAGCUUGUAUAACAAAGCUAGUUAUUCAUUUCCUAAGGGAAUAGCAAAUCACCACCAACCAGGUCGCUUAAAACAACAGAAAUGUAUCCUCUCAUAGUUCUGGAGACUGGAAGUCCAAAACUAAGGUGUUGGCAAGUCCAUCUCCCUCUGAAGGCUUUAGGGAGGGAUCCUUCCUUACCUCUUCCUAGCUUCCGGUGGUUGUCGGCAAUCCUAGCAUUCUUUGGCUGUAGCAGCAUCACUCCAAUCUCUGCCUCUAUCUUUAUGUGUCUGUUGUCUUCAUGUGUCUCCAAAUCUCUCUCUCCUCAUAAGGAGACCUGUCAUUGGAUUUAGAGCCCACUCUAAUUCAGUAUGACCCCAUCUUGACUAUAUCCGUAAAGAUCCUAUUUCCAAAUAAGGUCACAUUCACAGGUACCAGAGAUUAGGAUUUAAAUAUAUCUUUUGGGACUAGGCACGGUGGCUCACACCUGUAAUCCCAGUACUUUGGGAGGCCAAGGAGGGUGGAUCACUUGAGGCCAGGAGUUCAAGACCAGCCUGGCCAACAUGGUGAAACCCUGUCUCUACUAAAAUUACAAAAAAUUAGCCAGGUAUGGUGGUGUACACCUGUGGUCCCAGCUACUCAGGAAGCCGAGGCAAGAGAAUCACUUGAACCUAGGAGGUGGAGGUUGCAGGGAGCAAGAUCACACCACUGCACUCCAACCUGGGCAACAGAGCGAGACUGUGUCUCAAAAAAAUUAAUUAAUUAAUUAAUUAAAUAAAUCUUAUAGAGGAACACAAUUCAAAUAAUAACACUAGAUAUCAUUACACCUAAGAAUAUGAUAAUAUUGUCUCCCCAAGAUUAAGGAACAAGGUAAGGAUAUCUGUUGUCACCAUAACCACUUCUAUUCAUUAUUGAAGUUGAGGUCAUAGCCAGAGCAGUAACUCAAGAAAAGACAAUAAAAGGUAUACAGAUUGAAAAGGAAGAAAUAAAAACUACUUGCAAAUGAUGUAUACAAAUAAACCUGAGGAUUCUGCAAAGACUAUUUAAGCUAAUAGCUAAAUGUAGGAUGUUUGCAAGAUGGAUCAAUGUAGAAAAGUAAAUUGCAGCUGGGCAUGGUGGCUCAUGCCUGUAAUCCAAACACUUUAGGAGGCCAGGGUGGGCAGAUCACCUGAGGUCAGGAGUUCAACACCAGCCUGGCCAACAUGGUGAAACCCCGUCUCUACUAAAAAUACAAAAAUUAGCUGGGUGUGGUGGUACACACCUGUAGUCACAGCUACUCGGGAGGCUAAGGCAGAAGAAUGGCUUGAACCUGGGAGGCAGAGAUUGCAGUGAGCCGAGAUUGCACUCCAGCCUGGGCAACAGAGUGAGACUUGGGGGAAAAAAAAAAAAGAAGAAAGAAAGAAAAGAAAAGUAAAUGCAUUUCUACAUACCAACAAAAACAAUUAGAAAAUGAAAUUUGAAAGACAAUGCUGUUUAAGACAGAAUAAAAGUCUGUUUUAGUCUGUUGAGGCUGCUGUAAUAAAAUACCAUAGACCGGGUAGCUUAUGAACAACGGGAGUUUAUUUCUCACAGUUGUGGUGGCUGGGAAGUCUGAGAUCGUGGUGCCAGCAUGGUGCCAGAAACCGUGGUCGGGUUCUGGUGAGGGCUCUCUUCCAGGUUGCAGACAGCCACCUUCUUGCUGUGUCCUCACAUGGAGGAAGGAGCAAACAAGCUCUCAGGGGCCUCUUUUAUAAGCACAGCAGUCCCAUUCAUGAGAGUCCUGCCUUCAUGAUCUAAGCACCUCCCAAAGGCCCCACCUCCUGAUACCAUCACCUUAGGCGCUAGGAUUUCAACAUAUGAAUUUGGGGAGAACACAGAGAUUCAGACCAUAGCAAAAUUUGUAAUCAGGGGAAAAUUUAAUAAAAUAUGUGCAAAAUCUUUACACACUGAAAACUAUAAAAACAUUCUGCGACAAGUUAGAGAAGACCUAAAGAAAAGAGCUAUACCACAUUCAUGGGUUAAAAGAUCUGAUAUUGGUAAGAUGUCAGUUCUCAAAUAGAUCUCAAGGUUCAGUGCAAUCCCAAUCUAAAUACCAGCAGGUAGAUAUGACACUAAAAGCAUGAACAACAAAAGAAAAUAAAUAAAUAAAUUGUACUUUAUCAAAUUAAAAAACUUUUGUGCAUCAAAGGACAUUGUCAAAGAAAUGAGAAGAUAACCUACAGAAUGAGAGAAAGUAUUUGCAAAUCAUACAUCUGAUAAGGGACUGGUAUCUAGAAUCUACAAAGAAUUCUUAUAACUCAGCAACAGGAAAACAAACAACCCAAUUUAAAAAUAGGCAAAGGACUUGAAUAGACAUUUCUCUAAAGAAGACAUACAGAUGGCCAAUAAGCACAUGAAAAGGUGCUCAACAUAGUAGGGAAAUACAAAUUAGAACAACAAGGAGAUACCAUUUCAUACCUACCAGCAUGGCUAUAAUAGUAAUUUUUAAAAUGCAGAAAAUGAAUAUUGGUGAGGAUGUGGAGAAAUUGAAUGUCUUGUCCAUUGCUGGAAAAUGGUGCAACUGCUGUGGAAGCACUUUAACAGUUCCUGAAAAAGGUAAACAUAGAAUUACGUUAUGAUCCAGCAAUUCCACUCCUAGGUAUAGACUCGAGGAAAUUAAAAGCAGAGACUUGAGGAGAUACUUGUAUGCCAAUAUCCAUUGCAGCAUUAUUCACAGUAGCCAGAAAUGGGAAACAACCCAAGGGCCUAUCAGCAGAUGAAUGAGUAAACAAAAUGUGGUAUAUACAAACAACGGGAUAUUAUUUGGCCAUAGGAAAGGAAUCAGGAUCUGAAACAUGCUGAUAUGGAUGAAUCUUGGAAAUAUUAUGUGAAGUGAAAUAAGCCAGACACAAAAGGACAAAUAUUGUAUGACUCCACUUAUAUGAAAUAUCUAGAAUAGGCAAAUUCAUACAGACAGGAAGCAAAUCAGAGAUUACCAGAGGGCACCCAGGUGUGGUGGCUCACACUUUAAUCCCAGCACUUUGGGAGGCAUAGGUGCAAGGAUGGCUUGAGGCCAAGGCCCGGAGUUCCAGACCAGUCAGGGCAAACACAGGGCAAAUGCAAAACAAAAGCCCUUCCCUACAAAAAAUAUUUUUUAAGUUAGCUGGAUGUGGCGGCUCAUGCCUGUAGUCCCAGCUAUUCAGGAGGCUGAGGCAGAGGAUUGCCUGAGCCCAGGAGGUGGAGGCUACAGUGAGAUUUGAUUGGCCCUCUGCACUUCAGCCUGAGUGAUAGUGCAAGACCUUGUCUUUAAAAAAAAGAAAGAGAGAGAGAGAGAUUACCAGGUGCUGGAGGGAGGAAGAAUGGGGAAUUAUCGUAUAAUGUUUACAGAAUUUCUGUUUCGAAUAACAAAAAUGUUCCAGAACAAAAAUGUUCCAGAUAUUGUGCAUAAGAAAUGAUGCACAACAAUGUGAAUAUUUUAUGUUAUGUAUGUUUUGCCAUAAUUUAAAAAAAUUAAUAAUGUAAUAUACCAAAAGUUAUUGCAUGAAUUGUGCACUUUGAAUUGUAUACUUGAAUUGUACACUUUAAAUGUAUGAAUUGUGUGAUAUGUGAAUUAUAUCUCAAUAAAGUUGUUCUAAAAAAUGCCA
Messenger RNA from Homo sapiens (human), 14966 nucleotides. It is a transcript of the gene PLEKHA8, whose product is annotated as pleckstrin homology domain containing A8. Gene Ontology annotation, cellular component: Golgi apparatus; cytoplasm; cis-Golgi network membrane. The record is from RefSeq and is a predicted model, not a curated record. Gene Ontology annotation, biological process: ceramide 1-phosphate transport; phosphatidylinositol biosynthetic process; intermembrane lipid transfer. The transcript is spliced from 14 exons. Gene Ontology annotation, molecular function: glycolipid binding; phosphatidylinositol-4-phosphate binding; sphingolipid binding. NCBI's taxonomy places the organism in Eukaryota, Metazoa, Chordata, Mammalia, Primates, Hominidae. Bases 352 to 1779 code for a protein of 475 amino acids.